AUGUCAACCUCUUCAGGCGCCAACAACACAAUUGAAGAUGAAAAAUUAGAGUCGCAGGUUCCGUUUCCACGUUGUACUCGCCGACCCCUUCCAUUUUCAACAUCAUUUGGGAGUGAGGGGGACUCCGAUGAUCCAUUAGAGGCAAUAGAUGCAGUCAGUACCAAGCUGGAUUAUAAUUCCAGACUGAUCAAUUCGUGGCACGAGAAAUGUGUUGAAGACGAGGCCAUUUUGGCUGAUCUUAACGUUAGAGUGAACAAAGCGUUCUCCCAAAAGAACAAGUACUUGAAGUUGAGUCAUAAAAGGAAGCUGAAAGCUGAGGAGUUGAAUGCAGUAAUGAAUGAUUAA
Molecule: messenger RNA, 345 nt
Organism: Prunus armeniaca (apricot)
Lineage: Eukaryota; Viridiplantae; Streptophyta; Magnoliopsida; Rosales; Rosaceae
Source: the annotation of a GenBank genome assembly